Messenger RNA from Cottoperca gobio, 2280 nucleotides. Its product is annotated as SEC14-like protein 2. Gene Ontology annotation, cellular component: cytoplasm. The transcript has 13 exons. The coding region runs from base 311 to 1546 and encodes 411 amino acids. The record is from RefSeq and is a predicted model, not a curated record. Lineage: Eukaryota; Metazoa; Chordata; Actinopteri; Perciformes; Bovichtidae.
GCCACGGUUCAGACCCGCUAUAAAUACAGAUGGAACGGUGUAUGAAACCUUCAGAGUGGUGUUACACGUCCAUUAACCCGAUGAGUAUUUCAAUUUCACUGUCAUAGUGUGAUAUUUUGUGCAGGCAGCUGACAGUGAGGAUAGGAGCACACUGCAGCUGCGAGACGACUGAGCAUCAACGGGGACGCGUUUAAGACAGAAACCCGCCUGUCACGGUAAACGGUGCCGUUUAACUUUCGGUGCGUCAGUCUAUUAAUUUGACUUUAAAGGAGCUCCGUCAGUAUCUGUCUUGCAUCUUCUGGUCGCAGACAUGAGCGGCAGAGUCGGAGACCUCAGUCCUAAACAGGCUGAAGCACUGGAGCAGUUUCGAGAGAGGAUACAAGACAUACUUCCUCAACUUCCUGCACAGCAUGACCACUUCCUGUUACGCUGGCUCAGAGCCAGAAACUUCAAUGUCCAGAAGUCCGAGGCCAUGCUACGAAAGCAUUUGGAGUUCAGGAAACAGAUGAAAGUAGACACAAUACUCACCGACUGGCGUCCACCAGAGGUGAUAGAGAAGUAUCUGUCAGGAGGGAUGUGUGGUUACGACCGUGAAGGCAGUCCCAUCUGGUACGAUGUCAUCGGACCUGUGGAUCCUAAAGGCCUCUUCCUGUCUGCCUCCAAGCAAGACUUCAUCAAGUCCAAGAUCAGAGACUGUGAGGUCCUGCAUAAGGAAUGUGACCUCCAGUCGCAGAGGCUUGGAAGAAGAGUGGAGUCAAUCACCAUGAUCUACGAUGUAGAAGGUCUGGGUCUGAGACAUUUAUGGAAGCCUGCUAUAGAAACAUAUGGAGAGAUCCUCCAGAUGUUUGAAGGCAACUACCCAGAAGGCUUAAAAAGGCUGUUUGUCAUUAAAGCACCCAAACUCUUUCCUGUGGCCUUCAACCUCGUCAAGCACUUUCUGAGUGAGAACACAAGACAAAAGAUCUACAUCCUCGGGGCCAACUGGCAGGAGGUUUUACUGAAGUACAUUGAUGCAGAGGAGCUGCCAGUGGUAUAUGGGGGUAAACUGACGGAUCCUGAUGGAGAUCCUCGCUGUCGGACCAGGAUAAACCACGUGAGCGCAGUCCCCCCCUCCUACUAUGUGCGGGACCAUGUUAAGGUGGACUACGAGCAGUGUACGACCGUCAACCGAGGUUCCUCCAAACAGCUAGACUAUGAGAUCCUGUUCCCGGGCUGCGUUCUCAGGUGGCAGUUUUCCACUGAGAGUGCAGACAUUGGUUUUGGGGUGUUUGUGAAGGCUAAAAUGGGUGAAUGGAAGAAGGCAGGUCAGAUGGAGGAAGUCGUGCCCAGCCAGCGUUACAACUCCCACUUAGUGCCCGAAGACGGAUCACUGACCUGUGAACGCCCAGGAGUCUAUGUUCUGAGAUUUGACAACACUUACAGCAUCUUCCAGGCCAAAAGAAUCAGCUUUACCGUUGAGGUCCUGCUCCCGGACCACUUACAGUCCCCACAGACCAACGGGGGGGCCAAAAUACCUGUGCAAGCUGAGGGCAACAGCCAAUCAUAACCAAGAAGACGUGCCACUUCCAUGUUGUCAGAUCAGCAAUGUUUAGCCGCCACCAGUAAGCACAGCCUAAGAGACUUGAGUUGAAAAGGAACUGCAACAUGCUGCCAUUACACAAAAAGUAUUUAAAGUCAAGAUCUGAAUGUUUGACCAUUUAAUCAUCUUUAAUGAUGACCUUAUUCACAUGCUAUCCAUUUGGAAACAUUGAGUAAACCAAAGGAAGGACACGCAUAUCUACCAAAAGUAUGUGGACACACCUUUACAUAGCCCUACAUAAUUUUGUGCACUUUUGGUAUGGUUUUCCAUAGUUUGGGCUAGGCCCUUUCCGAAUAAUAAAAAUGUUAUUGCUACGACAUAGAGAACUGUCCUUCUAACUUUGUGGAAAGUCUUCAAAGUUUCAAUAUGGCAAUUGCCCAGUGCACAAAGCCCCAUAAAGAAAUGGUUUUCCUAGUUUGGUGUGGAAGAACUUAAACUCAACCCCAUCCAACACCUUUGGUAUGAACUGAAAUGCCAAACGCAAUCCAGACCAACAUCAGUGUUGGACUUUACUAAUGUCUAAAACCAGAGUGUAUGCUGCUCCAGCAGCAGAUUAAUGCUCAUAGCGUUGGAAAGAGAUGUUGAUUACAUAUGGGUGCAAUGCUUGGGUAUCCGCAUACUUCUGACCAUAUGGUGUGGCUUGUAUCCAGUUCUGUUUAGAAUUAGUUAUUGUUGCUAGGAGACAAAGUAGCAAGUUAAGU